GAGUGCAUCUCCGUCCACGUCGGCCAGGCCGGCGUCCAGAUGGGCAACACCUGCUGGGAGCUGUACUGCCUGGAGCACGGCAUCCAGCCUGACGGGCAGAUGCCCAGUGACAAAACCAUUGGCGGAGGGGACGACUCCUUCACCACCUUCUUCUGUGAGACCGGGGCUGGGAAGCAUGUCCCACGGGCCAUCUUUGUGGACCUGGAGCCCACUGUGAUUGAUGAGGUUCGGGGAGGAGUCUACCGCCAGCUCUUCCACCCUGAACAAAUGAUCACUGGCAAGGAGGAUGCUGCCAACAACUAUGCCCGUGGGCACUACACUAUUGGCAAAGAGAUCAUUGACCAAGUGCUGGACAGGAUCCGGAAGCUGGCUGACCAGUGCACAGGACUCCAGGGAUUCCUUGUGUUUCGUAGUUUUGGAGGUGGCACUGGCUCUGGGUUCACCUCCCUCUUGAUGGAACGACUCUCUGUUGACUACGGCAAGAAGUCCAAGCUGGAGUUCUCCAUCUACCCUGCACCACAAGUCUCCACUGCUGUGGUAGAGCCCUACAACUCCAUCCUCACCACACACAGCACAUUGGAGCAUUCAGACUGUGCUUUCAUGGUGGACAACGAGGCCAUCUAUGACAUCUGCCGCAGGAACCUGGACAUCGAGCGCCCAACCUACACCAACCUGAAUAGACUCAUCAGCCAGGUUGUCUCAUCCAUCACAGCAUCACUGAGGUUCGAUGGAGCCCUGAAUGUUGAUCUGACCGAGUUCCAGACCAACCUGGUGCCCUACCCUCGCAUCCACUUCCCACUGGCCACUUAUGCUCCUGUGGUUUCAGCUGAGAGAGCUUAUCAUGAGCAGCUGUCAGUGGCCGAGAUCACCAACUCCUGCUUCGAGCCAGCCAACCAGAUGGUGAAGUGUGACCCUCGCCAUGGCAAGUACAUGGCCUGCUGCCUGCUGUACCGCGGGGACGUGGUGCCCAAGGACGUCAACGCCGCCAUUGCCACCAUCAAGACCAAGCGCAGCAUCCAGUUUGUGGACUGGUGCCCCACGGGCUUCAAGGUGGGCAUCAACUACCAGCCUCCCACGGUGGUGCCAGGGGGCGACCUGGCCAAGGUGCAGCGCGCCGUCUGCAUGCUGAGCAACACCACGGCCAUCGCCGAGGCCUGGGCUCGCCUGGACCACAAGUUCGACCUGAUGUACGCCAAGCGCGCCUUUGUGCACUGGUACGUGGGCGAGGGCAUGGAGGAAGGCGAGUUCUCUGAGGCACGGGAAGACAUGGCCGCUCUGGAGAAGGAUUAUGAGGAGGUGGGCCUGGACUCCUAUGAGGAUGAAGACGAGGGUGAGGAAUAGAAAAGCCUCAGCCAAAAAGGACCAUGCUCCUUCCCAAUGUUAUCUGCAGAAACCCUUUGCAAUAAACCAUUUCAGAGCCUCUGUGUCUCCCACUGUCCCCCAGCUGUAUUCUUGCCAGGUCAGGUGUGUGGUGAG
This is a messenger RNA of Myiozetetes cayanensis, 1476 nucleotides long. Its product is annotated as tubulin alpha-4A chain-like. The record is from RefSeq and is a predicted model, not a curated record. The transcript is spliced from 3 exons. Bases 40 to 1341 code for a protein of 433 amino acids. Gene Ontology annotation, molecular function: GTP binding; structural constituent of cytoskeleton. Gene Ontology annotation, cellular component: microtubule; cytoplasm. Lineage: Eukaryota; Metazoa; Chordata; Aves; Passeriformes; Tyrannidae. Gene Ontology annotation, biological process: microtubule cytoskeleton organization; mitotic cell cycle.